AUGGCAGAACUUCCAUGGGAGCAGGAUCAAGCCCCAAGAAUGAUUCUGAGUGUAAAGAUAAAGUGGCUUUCCCAGAGCAGCCAGGACACCUAUGAACCACAGCAGAGGCCCGGUAGCUACGCAGAAGACACUCGGGGCAGGACUUUUGCAUCACAUGGAUUGCUCAUCCGGGUCGGAAAUCCAGUCUGCAACUCCAGAACAAACCCACAACCGCACCAAACAGGGAAGAAGGAUGAACGUAUAAAGACCUUGGACACCUCUUCUAAGAACGACCCCAGGAGUGAGAAGCUUUUGGAUUCUUCCUCCUCUAUAGCAGCAGCACCAGCCGCAGCCAAGCGGGCGUGGAGCGCCGCGGAGUCCGGUUCCGACUGGGAGAGCGGCCGCUCGGAGUGCCUGUCCCCCGAGGAGCCCGGCGGCAGGGGCAGCCGCCGCUUGCGCACCGCCUUCAGCGUGGAGCAGAUCAGCACCCUGGAGAGCUCCUUUAAGCGCCACAAGUACCUGGGCUCCGCCGAGCGCCGCAAGCUGGCCGCCAAGAUGCAGCUGUCCGAAGUGCAGAUCAAGACCUGGUUCCAGAACCGGCGCAUGAAGCUGAAGCGGCAGCUUCAGGAGAUGAGGCCCGAGCCCUUCUACAGCCCCGUACCCUUCGGAGCGCGGCCCCUGCCCCUGCACUACGUCUACCCGGCUCAGCAGCAGCUCCUGGCUCACCUCCCCAGGCAGGAGGCCGUUCCCGCCAGCUUCGCCUUCCCAGCGCUGCCAGCCUCUGCCUUGAGCCCCGCCAGCACCUUCCGGGCGGAGCCAGGCUUUUGGCAGGCGCCCUGCUUUGUGGGGUACAGAGACUCCAGGGCUUUCUUGCUGCCCAUUUGAACCCGCUGAGCUGGCCUGUGACUUAGAAAAGGAUUUGCACUAACUCUGGCUCUGCGGGGUCGCCUAGACCUGUACCUGCCUGCUGUGUUUAUGAUGCGAUCCUCUGGUACAUAAGGACAAUAUUUUAUAUGGACACUUACAUGAGGCUAAUGAGGCCGAGUAUUAAUAUAAUGUGGAACCAUCCAAAAAAACCAAACACUUGCCAGCUUUCACUCUACUUCCUUGCACAAGACCUCCGGAGCCCUUACUUACCAUAACCCUGAACACGGCCUCUUUCUUUCCUUCCUUCCGCCCUGCCUCCUAAAUUCAGGAUAUCAACUAAUCUGCAAAGCCCUGACCCAAACCCAACUCUUCCCUUCCAUGGGCCCAGAAUAGGCUUCUGUAUAGAUUUGCAAUUUGAGCUGGUUUAAUAGUCUCUGCCUGGAUACCACCUUUUAAGGAAGUGGGUUGAGAGUUUAAGAAUAAUAACCUGGAGAAACUCAAUACCCUGCCAAACCACCCAGCAGCCAGCAGAGUGUUGAAUCUUGCAAUAUGCACACAAUGGGUGAAAUCAUGUGCUCAUGGCAAAAUUCCCAUUGACUGCAAUGGACUUGGCCAGGAUUUCACACUAUGUUGAGUUUUAGUGCUGCUGCCCGAUCCUUGUUACAGAGGCACCUAUACUUGCCCUGUUCUGGUUAAAACUGUUA
Molecule: messenger RNA, 1550 nt
Organism: Gopherus flavomarginatus (Mexican gopher tortoise)
Lineage: Eukaryota; Metazoa; Chordata; Testudines; Testudinidae
Product: homeobox protein vent1-like
Exons: 4
Coding region: 1-864 (287 amino acids)
Biological process (GO): regulation of DNA-templated transcription
Molecular function (GO): DNA binding; DNA-binding transcription factor activity, RNA polymerase II-specific
Source: RefSeq, a predicted model, not a curated record